Gloeophyllum trabeum ATCC 11539 is the source of this 732-nucleotide messenger RNA. RefSeq lists its product as uncharacterized. The transcript has 2 exons. NCBI's taxonomy places the organism in Eukaryota, Fungi, Basidiomycota, Agaricomycetes, Gloeophyllales, Gloeophyllaceae. Bases 1 to 732 code for a protein of 243 amino acids. The record is from RefSeq and is a predicted model, not a curated record.
AUGUCCAACACGCUCAGGAAUGUCAGCUUUGAGUGGCUGAAAAAUGUCGUUGAAACUUCUGUGGAGAUCAGCCCACUCGAAGAGUAUCCGCGGAUUCAUGUCUCUGCUGCAGAGCAAAUGCAGGAAUUUGUUGACAUCGAAGAUGAUGUCCUGAUACCUGCCGCGUUCACUGCAAAUCAACCAAUACCCUGCAACGACUAUGUAUGCUUAGAGGCUGCCCCUCUCAACUACGUUAUCACUCCUCUCCCCGGACAACAAUGUCUCAUUCCACGCCGUACCUGUGUCACGAUCACAGGACUCGGCUAUGUAUGCUGGUUCGACCGUAUCAUCGACAUAGAUGUUUUGGAGCCAGACUCAGUAAUUAUGGAAGGCUGGGUCUGGAAUGGUUAUUUCGGACAUGGGUGGAUAUUAUUCCGAUUCCACGCCAAAGUCCACUCCUACUGCCUCGAAUUGCCGACUCCAUGGAUCUCAAUCGUCAAUUUGAGCACACGCCGCUUCAGCAAGCUGUACCUUCAGUACGAUCUAUUCAAUCUCUACCGCCUCUUUCAGUACAGGAUCUUGGAGCAAGGACUGUAUCAGGACGAAGAAGAUAUGAACCAUGAUGCGGAGCUUAAUAAUUGGUUAGGAGAGAUGCGCGAAGCUAUCUACCUUCCAAUCACCUUCGAGGAAGCAAAGGAACGGUUGGAGGAGAUUGCGAUCGAGUUGGCGAGGAGAAGGAUGCUUUUGGUAUGA